This is a messenger RNA of Fusarium poae, 1296 nucleotides long. RefSeq lists its product as uncharacterized. Gene Ontology annotation, molecular function: hydrolase activity. The record is from RefSeq and is a predicted model, not a curated record. The transcript has a single exon. The coding region runs from base 1 to 1296 and encodes 431 amino acids. NCBI's taxonomy places the organism in Eukaryota, Fungi, Ascomycota, Sordariomycetes, Hypocreales, Nectriaceae.
AUGUCAACAUCAAAGUUAUCCCAAAUUGUGAAUCAGCAUAGACCUGAUUUACAGCCUCUAGAAGAGCUCUACAAGCAUCUUCACCGAAACCCCGAGCUAUCAAACCAAGAAGUUGAAACAGCAGCGACGAUUGCAGAAAGACUCAAGGCAAUUGGGCCCGAAGAUUUAAUUGUCAAGCCUCAUAUCGGCGGCCAUGGUCUAGCAGCUAUUCUCCGUAAUGGCGAUGGCCCUACCGUUCUUCUGAGAGCGGAUAUCGAUGCUCUUCCGGUUGAGGAGACGACUGGUCUGGAGUAUGCGAGCACCAAGCGUAUGAUUCACGCUGCUAGUGGGACCAAAAAACCUGUCAUGCACGCUUGCGGCCAUGACAUGCAUAUCGUUACUUUGCUAGGAGCCGCAGCGACAUUGUUCUCUUCAAGAGACUCCUGGUCCGGAACCCUGGUGCUUGCAUUCCAGCCAGCAGAGGAGCGAGGAACCGGCGCUCAAGCUAUGGUGGAUGACGGUUUAUACACGAAACAUGAAGUCCCGAUCCCCGAUUUCGUUCUUGGAGCACAUGUGAGACCUCUCCGCACAGGAACAAUUGGUACUCGUAGAGGUCUCGUCGCGACAAGCGCAGACAACUUCAAAGUCACAAUCCACGGCAAGGGCUCUCACGCAAGUAUGCCUCACACAGCCGUGGAUCCAAUAGCUAUUUCUGCAAACGCUAUCCUCAAGUUACAGACUCUUGUAAGUCGAGAAGUCGAUCCAGCAGAGUCUAGCGUUGUCACUGUCACGAGUAUUCACGCAGGAGACGCCGAGAAUGUUAUUGCAGACUCAGCUAUUCUCGGUGUCGAUACGAGAUCCACCACAACAGCAACGCGCGAACGUCUUUUGAAGCGCAUCAGAACAGUUAUCGAAGCAGAAUGCUCAUGCGCCAAUGUUCUCAAAAGUCCCGAAUUCGAACAAACCCGUGCUUUCCCUCUGACGAUAAACGAUGUUGCUGUUACUCAAAGGGUCGAAGAGUCCUUUGCAGCACAUUUUGGCGAAGGGCCAGGGCAAUACGACAGAGAUAUGCCAAAGUUGGCUUUCAGUGAAGACUUUUCGAUUUUGGCCACUGCUGUUGACAAGCCCUAUUGUUUCUUUACAUACGGAUGUGUUGGUGAAGAGGCGUGGGACAAGGCUGAGAAAGAGGGAAGUGUUGCUCAGAGUAUUGCUGCGAAUCAUUCUUCCAAGUUUGCUCCAGUGAUUCAUCCCACACUCAAGACGGGUUUAGAUGGAUAUGCACUUGGUGCUUUGACUUUUUUGGCUAAGGGACGAUAG